This is a messenger RNA of Rhopalosiphum maidis (corn leaf aphid), 2930 nucleotides long. Its product is annotated as telomerase reverse transcriptase-like. The record is from RefSeq and is a predicted model, not a curated record. Gene Ontology annotation, cellular component: telomerase catalytic core complex. Gene Ontology annotation, molecular function: telomeric repeat DNA binding; telomerase RNA binding. NCBI's taxonomy places the organism in Eukaryota, Metazoa, Arthropoda, Insecta, Hemiptera, Aphididae. The transcript has a single exon. Gene Ontology annotation, biological process: telomere maintenance via telomerase. The coding region runs from base 160 to 2799 and encodes 879 amino acids.
UAAACAGUAUAACGGUUUUGUGUUUGAUUUCUAUUUUUGUAAGUAAAUACUGUAAAUAUUCGAUCGUAUAAGAUUAAUACUAAAAAUUAGUACUGUAUAGCUGUAUAAAAUAUUCGAAAGACUUGAAUACAAUUUGAUGAUUGACGAUUGCUGGCAGCGAUGCCGGCUGCAGACUCAAACAAGUUCAUCACGAAUAAUUUACCGGAAUUCCUGUUGCUCGUCUCACAACCGCCGGAAACCGUGUUUACCUUGGACGCAGCGCUGUUACGGGACCUCCAUGCGGUAAUUGUCUGUUACGAUGCACACGUUUUCUAUCGGAACCGUGGCGGUAUGGAUGGAUCCACUGUCGGUCUGGACGAAUUUGUGUUGUACUGUGACAGCAAGAUUCAGCCACAGCUGGUCGACGAAGGCGAAGACUCCCGGGAUGGUUAUUAUCGGUGUUUGAUGACCGUCAGCGAUCUGAUCCGAACCGAACCGUGGGCCCGGCUUUACGGCGUCGUCGGUACCCGCGUCAUGCGCCGUUUGCUGUUCGACUGUCUGUUGUUCGUGCCACUGGGCCGACACGUAUACUACUGCGUGCGAUCACCGUCACAGCACGCAGGCCGGUACGAAGUGUUGCAGGCGUUCCGGACCCGGGCUGGUUCAAGGUGGACACCGAAGCUGCCAUUACCGUCGCCGCGGAAAUACUUCAACAUCGCGGGACUGCUAGGGGACGUGAAACCGAUCGGACGGCAAGACUCGUCCGACAUGUUGCGCGGCAUACUACAAACAGACGUCAUCGGCACGACAGGCGAUCAUCCUAUGGACGUCGGCGCGAUGUGUCUCGAUCAGCUUGCACGUAAACUCAAAGUUAUGGCGGACAAGGAUACUUCACGCGCGUACUGGGACAUUUACCGGGACGUGGUUGGCAAUUGCGCUUCGGCCGAGGUACCAUUAUGUAGGGUAAAGUUGUUUGCCCGGAUGGUUGUGCGUAAAAUCGUGCCACGAGAGCUGUUUGGGACAGUCGGUAACCGUGACCAGUACUGCAACAACAUGUGCCAGGUGCUGAACGGUGGAAAGUUCCACGAUUACACGGUGCAGCACAUCGUGCACAAGAUCAAGAUAAAAAAGAUCAAUUGGCUGAACGGCGUGGCCAAGGACCGGUGGGCCGAGAUUGUGGCCAAGACGCUGGUGUGGCUGAUCAACGUAUUCGUUUUCAGUAAGAUCGUACACUGCUUCCGGAUUGUAACGACUACCACGCCUAACAACGGUAUCGUCUACGUGGUUAAGAACAAAUGGGCGAAUAUGUGCCGUGAGAAGAUAUCACCACUAAUUGCCGACGGUAGCGAGUUUUUCCGUCAGAUCCAGCACAACGUGCCUGAGCCGUCGUCAUCGUCGUUUUAUAGGAACUGGAAAGUAUGCCCGUAUGCAAAACCUAACGGGGUGCGUUUGAUAUUCAAGCUGCGGCGGAAAGAAGGCAUCAAUGAGAAGCGGCUGACCGACGAUUGUCUAACGUUCUUGCGGUGCUUAUCGCGCUCCCGGCCCGUCGAAUUCCGGUCCGUGACAAGGCAACAAUUCUUCCGCGGGUGGAAGGCGCUCCAAGAAUCCCGUCGCAGUUCCACCGCUACCACUUUGUAUUACGUGCGUACGGAUUUCCGUGACGCGUUCACCAGCUUCAUGCACGAUAAACUGCAGACGGUCGUUCGGGAUCGAAUCAAGGAACGUUUUGGCAAGAAGCAGAAGACGGUGGCCGUGCACACGGUGGACGUAGUGAAAAUCGGCAGUGGCGGCACCGUGUUCUAUAAGAAGCUCAGGUACGUGGGCGGACUGCCGACACCCGAGUUUCAGGGUGGGUCUCUGGUGUUCCACGACAAAACUGACGUGGUGUCGUUGUUCCGGAUCUGGAAUGGUGUGCGCCGGUGCAUCGGAUGCAACGCUGUGGAACGGGGCGGCCUCCGGUGGGUUAUGACUAGGGGUGUAGUGCAAGGCGACCGAUUGUCUGUGGCCCUGUGCGACCUGUUGCUGGCCGACCUCCACGCCGACCGGCUGACGGGCCUAGUGGAUGGCAAGUUGGGUUGCCGGCUGUAUCGGUUUGUGGACGACUAUAUAUUCGUAUCGCCUGACCGUGACUCCGCACGUCGAUACCUGGCAGCGAUGCGCGCUGGGUUUGUCGAAUACGGGCUCCGGCUGAACCGUUUCAAAACCGAGACGAAUCUGGAUGACGAUGGUGGCAGCAAAAGGACGGUCAAAUUCUUGGGUUUCCGGUUGAACGCGGUCACGGGAGAGGUGACUAAAGACACAUCCGCGUACCGGAAUCGCCGGCCUUUACACUUUUUUGACUACAAGCUGGGCCGUGGACGACCAGGUCGGUCACUGUACGCCAAAGUAGGCCAGCCUAACUGGCAUAUCAUGCCUGCCGUGCUGGUUAGUAAGUCGUUCAAUUCGGUGGCCACGGUGGCCCGGAACGUGGCGUCCGUGGUCGCGUACAAGGCGUUCGCCGUCAUUGCGGCCGUCAAGCAAUACUUCUUCCAUCUGAAUCCCUUGUUCCUGGUCAACACAGUGCGCGCUGUCGCCCGGAUGAUGUACGCAAAUGCGCGCGCCUCUGUUCAGUACUCGGCCGUCACGCCCAUGCAGUGCAAGUGGAUCGUGUACGAAGUCUACGCCACCAUGUUCCGCGUCCAUUUCUCGCCGGACGACCGCCGAGUCGCAUCCGUCGUGCAUCAGAUUCGGGAUGCACAGACUACUGUCGGAAGCAAGUGCGUCACUCGGGUACUGAGGGCUGCCCUGAGACGUUACGAUUUUGCUAAAAUGUUCGGUUGAUGAAUUCGUCCGCGCCCCACUACAGCUGCCCUAAUAAUACUAUUGUCAUUAUUGUUAUUAAUAUUUUAUUUAAUCUUAUCUUGUUCUCGAUUAUUUUAUUUGAGUAUUAAUAAAAUUUUCAAGUUUGCUUA